AGACUCCCGCGCAUUGCACCGCAGGAGAAUCUCCACUUCGAGGACUGGGUCAUACCUGCUGGGACCCCGGUGAGCACCGCCACGUACUUCAUGAACAUGAACCCUUUCAUCUUCCCGGACCCGGAGAAAUUCGACCCCCAGCGCUGGAUCACGGCUGCGGAGACUGGAGAGCGGUUGGACAGAUAUAUGGUCUCUUUCACGAAGGGGAGCAGAAAUUGCUCAGGGAUGCACUUGGCGCUGGCCGAAUUGUAUCUCACCACCGCGACGCUCUUCCGGCAGUUGGAUAUGGAGCUCUAUCAGGCUACCAUUGAAGACUGCAAAUUUGCCCGGGACUGUCUUUUCCCGGCUGCCAAAAAAGGUUCCCCGGGGGUGAGGGUGGUGAUC
Molecule: messenger RNA, 384 nt
Organism: Aspergillus brunneoviolaceus CBS 621.78
Lineage: Eukaryota; Fungi; Ascomycota; Eurotiomycetes; Eurotiales; Aspergillaceae
Product: cytochrome P450
Exons: 3
Molecular function (GO): monooxygenase activity; iron ion binding; oxidoreductase activity, acting on paired donors, with incorporation or reduction of molecular oxygen
Source: RefSeq, a predicted model, not a curated record